AUGCCGCCGCCGCCGCCGCCGCCGCAGGCGAACGGGGGGAAGGUGACCCCGAACCUGGCGAUGGACGCCGAGGCCACGCGCAUGCUCAACCUCACAGUCCUCCAGCGCCUCGACCCCGCCGUCGAGGACAUCCUCAUCACCGCCGCGCACGUCACGCUCUACGACUUCAACAUCGACCUCAACCAGUGGAGCCGCAAGGACGUGGAAGGGUCGCUGUUCGUCGUUAAGAGGAACUCCCAGCCGAGGUUCCAGUUCAUUGUCAUGAACAGGCGCAACACUGCUUCUCGUAUUAUUGACUACAUCGGAUCUUCCAACAUUAUGUUUUACAAACCAUCCGUGAUGCUACCACUAACCAAUGUUCUUACGGCGGUAAGGCGAUGCGCGGGGACCCACCCCCUUUGA
Miscanthus lutarioriparius is the source of this 402-nucleotide messenger RNA. NCBI's taxonomy places the organism in Eukaryota, Viridiplantae, Streptophyta, Magnoliopsida, Poales, Poaceae. The record is from the annotation of a GenBank genome assembly.